AUGGAUGUGGACUGCAUGGAGACGAUGUCGGUGUCCUUUGGACCCAAGGUGUCCCUCCCGCAUGCUCGACUGCACGAUGCGUUCGAAAGCAUCGCGAAGCGCAGCCCAGAACUGGAAGCUAUCGAGACCGACGGUACCGUGCUGACGUACGGUGAGCUCAACUCUGCAGCAAGCACUCUGGCGUGCGAUUUGGCUGCUCACGGCAUGGUUGUGGAAACUCGUGUGGCUGUGAUUAUGGACCGGCGCGUGAAGUUCAUCAUUGGAUUGUUGGCAACGCAGUUGGAACCACGAACAGUCCAUGAAGUCGCUCAGCGCGAAACUCCUGUACUCACAGUGUCUUACCAACUGCUUGGCGACGAUACCAAGGAAGUUGUGCCUUCCUCGGAACACGUGGCGUCGCCAGCAAACGAAGCGUACAUUGUGUACAUGUCAGGCUCCACUGGAACACCCAAGGGGGUCCCUGUGCUUCACAUGAGUGCUGCGAAUGCCAUUGUUUGCCGAGCCGAAGAAAUCGGUUUCACCCCAGAUACCCAAGUGAUGCAGUUUAUGGCGAUUGGAUUCGAUGUGUGCCAAUGGGAGGUGUGGUCUGCAUUGUCCCAUGGAUCGACAUUGGUGCUGCGAAGUGAAGCUGACUUGGAGGGGUUGACUUCGGUGGAUAUUCUGACGAUUACACCAACAGGAUUAUCGCUCUUGGGAGAGCCUCCCAGUACCCCCGAUUAA
Aphanomyces invadans is the source of this 720-nucleotide messenger RNA. RefSeq lists its product as hypothetical. Lineage: Eukaryota; Oomycota; Saprolegniomycetes; Saprolegniales; Verrucalvaceae. Gene Ontology annotation, biological process: secondary metabolite biosynthetic process; amino acid activation for nonribosomal peptide biosynthetic process. Bases 1 to 720 code for a protein of 239 amino acids. The transcript is spliced from 2 exons. Gene Ontology annotation, molecular function: phosphopantetheine binding. Gene Ontology annotation, cellular component: cytoplasm. The record is from RefSeq and is a predicted model, not a curated record.